AUGGGGAGCGCGCUCGGACGGAUCUCCGAGGAGCAACCGCGGUACGACGUCGCGCGCGCGUGCGAUGGGUACGAGGUGCGAACGUACGAGGCGUGCUGCGUGAUCGAGACGACGUACGACCCGCGCGAGCGCGACGAGCAGGGCAAAUCUUUCAUGCGACUCGCAAAGUACAUCGGCGUGCUGUCGAAGCCGAGGAACGCGCGGGACGAGAAGAUCGCGAUGACGGCGCCGGUGUUCAUGACGCCGGACGCGACGGCGGCGACGCGAUACGUGAUGCAGUUCGUGCUGCCGAAGAGUAAGUUUCCGGAGGGCGCGGCGCAAGCGCCGAGGGCGCUCGAUCCCGAGGUGGCGGUGAAGGACGUGCCGGCGAGGACGAUGGCGGCGCGAAGAUUUUCUGGAAGGAUGCGGAAGGAAGAGAUCGAAGCGCAGACGGAGGCGUUAAAGAAAGCGUUGAAGGCUGCGGGCGUUCAGCUGGCGCACGGAGAGAAAACCGUCGUGCAGUACGCGGGAUAUAAUCCGCCGUGGACGCCCGGCAUCAUGAGAACGAACGAGGUCCUCGUGGAAAUUUUGUGGGAUCCGAGCGCCGACCAAGCGGCGGCGUAGACGACCCUCUUCGUCACUGCUCGCUACUGUUUUUCGUUACUGCUCGCUACUGUUUUCUACACCGAUUACUUCUAUUGUUUCGCUAAUGAUGCCGUCGCGGUCAAGAUGUUCGCGCGCGCCGCGACCCAGCUCGGAUGAUCGCUGUACAAAUUUUCGAGUCCGCAGCGCACGGCUCUGACUUCUUGUCGGCGUCCGUCGUGCGCGAGCUCUUCGAUGUGCAAUCGUACGAUUUCGGCGACGACAUCAACGCGGUCGUCGACUGGACAUUGCGCGUCGACGCUGAGAACUCUUUCUAGAGCAUGCAAGAGAGUUGCGGUGUGCACGGAUGUGCUCGCCAUGACGGGUUCGCCGACGCACGAACGUCGCGCCGCUUCUUGUCCUCCUUUUUCCUUCACAGGACUGGCGUACGCCGUGAUCGGCAUUUGUGCACUCUUCUUGACGCCAGCGCGCUGCGCGCCUUUACGCGUAGUGAUUUGACGUUUCGCUGGCGAAGACGCGGCGACCGGCGCCGGUCGCCUCGUCUUGAUGGCUUUUCCGGCUUUUCCCGAGCCGCACGCCUUCAGUAGCUGGAACGCCGAAGAGUUCGCCACAUUUCGAUGUUGUAAGCGCUGAUUCUCUCUAUCCGCGCGCGCUUUAGACCACUCGUAUCUAGUCUGAGGGUCGAGCGCCUCCAAAUCUUCCG
Molecule: messenger RNA, 1285 nt
Organism: Ostreococcus lucimarinus CCE9901
Lineage: Eukaryota; Viridiplantae; Chlorophyta; Mamiellophyceae; Mamiellales; Bathycoccaceae
Exons: 1
Coding region: 1-603 (200 amino acids)
Source: RefSeq, a predicted model, not a curated record